Molecule: messenger RNA, 2709 nt
Organism: Hyaloperonospora brassicae
Lineage: Eukaryota; Oomycota; Peronosporomycetes; Peronosporales; Peronosporaceae
Source: the annotation of a GenBank genome assembly
AUGAUUGAAGACGUAGCGGUCUUUGAACAGGCCGCCAAGAAGUCGUGGCAGUCGUUUAGCACCAUGCGGCGCUUUGUGGACGAAGCCACGCGGUUGGAGAACACGAGCUGGCGGCUCUGGUUCAUGCAGGGGCGAUACCGCUCCAACGCGGGCGACGAGCUCGACGCGGGGGACACAAAGCACGGGACAGAAGAGCUGCGGCCGCUGUGUGUCUAUUGCGAGCUCCAUAGCGCCAGUUUGAGCUGCAACGGGUGCUGCCACGACGCGUACUGCGUGAGCUGCUUUAAGCUCAUCCACAAGAAGGGCAACUUGGCGACCCACACGGCUGUCAAGAUUCACACGCACAUGGAGAAACACGGCGGGAGUAGCAGUGGAGCGUCUACGAGUGCAGAUGACGCGGAUCUGUCCACGACGUCACAUCGGUCGACGAGGCAAAAGAGUGUGAAAAGCGACGAUGGAAAUGCGAGCAGUAGCGACACGGUGUGUUCGCUGCAGAAGGCUGGCGAGUUUAGCCCGAACAAGCCAUGGGAACUGCAGAUGGAUAUGCUGCUGCAACGGCUUAUGGUAAACAGUAUCCACAGCGAACUGGACGUCAGUGUGCACAAUAUCGAUGCGCGUAAGAAGCUGGACACUUCGGACUCGGAUGAUGACGACACGGCCCCGCUGCUUCGUAUAGGCACCACAAUCGAGUCUGAAGAAGACGCGACCAAGAAGUCAAACCAGGCCGUUGUAGCAGCUGCAGUUGCCGCCGCUGGCCGACACCGGGCGCAUUCGUUGACAUCUGAGGAGAAGCUCAAGAUACGCUCGCCUGUGGUGCCGAAUGGAAUGCACUCGUCACUCCAUCCCGAUGGAGAUGGCAACAUUCCGAAUCUCGCGCUGCCAACGAGUCCUUGUUUGGAAGAGCGACCACGCGCGAACAGUCGUCGCACGGACCCGCAUGUAUGCGCAAACUGUAGCGGCAACCACAUAACGGUAGAGUGUCCAUUGUUGGAAAGCGCGCUUUUCCCUUCGACACCUGCGGUAGCGUCUGGAGGGUCUGGCGUCGACACAGUGCUGCGGAAGUGUUAUACGACGAUUCACAACAGCAACAUGUCCAACAGCACGCACGCCUUCUUGGGCGACGAAGUGAGCGUUCACGGUGGCAAUUAUUUUGCGAGCAUGAAGCCAUCCGGCAACGCCUUGCAGCAGAUGGACCGGCCGUCACCAUUUGGGAUGAACGUGAUUGCCGAAGACAACUCGAUGGCUAAUGACGACAUUGCACCGAUCUUAGGAAAACUUGCGGUGCCGAAUGCAGGGGGUCGUGGUCACUCUUGGAGUGCUGACUCCUGGUUGUUAUCGUGCUUGGCAACUGAACUGCCUUUCGACGUGUUUGAGCAGCAGCGCGAGCUAGGAAGGGGAGACAAACAUCGUUCCUACUUCUCACCGGCAGCCGAUUCGACUAGAAUAGCUCGCACAGGUUGGGCUCACGUGAAAGUGCAAGGACGAAAAUGGUGCAAGCGCUACAUGUCUUUGUACCGCAAUAAUCUCUGGGAGUACUUGGAUGCGAACGAAUCGAGUCGUCCAGUGGGUCAUGCCAAUCUAUCGGAGGGAUCUGUGUAUUUGAAACAGCAAAGUACGGCUGGUUUUGUGCUGAAGUACAACAGCCGCUCAUCAGCAUUGUCGGAAUGCAACGAGGUGUGGCUUCAGUUCGAUUCCGAGACGGAUGCGGUGCAGUGGAGAGAGAUGAUAACGCGAGCAACUAAGCUGAACAUCGACGACCUGUUCGACCUCAGUCCAGAUAGUCCCACGGGAACAUCUAGAAAGAACUGUGAGCUGGGCAAAGGACGUUUUUCGGUUGUUCGCCGUGCACGCCGGAAACAACAAUGGGGCGGCUUGGAGGAUGUCGCUCUCAAGAUCAUCGAGAAGAAAACGUUUUGGGACCUGGUUGCUCGCGAUACCGAACGCGAAGACACGGUGGUGCGAGAAAUCUUGACGCAGAGUUUGCUGACGGUCCGAUCGGGCUCUUCGUACUGCCCCGUGAUUCGGCUUCAGUCGCUGUUCGAAACGCGCGAUUACUUGGUGAUGGAGAUGGAGCUAAUGAGAGACGGCGAUCUCCAUGAAGAGAUUGCACUGAAGAGUGCUGUGGACGAGACACGUGCUGCAUUCUUGAUUGCUAGUCUCGUACAGGCGAUUGCUUACUGUCAUCGGAAUGGCGUGGCCCAUCGAGAUGUGAAGCUCUCCAAUCUAGCGCUGGACUAUGGACGCACGACGGAUGGCAGAGAGUACUCGGUGAUAAAAGUAGCUGACUUUGGCAUGGCAGCGUUUAUCCAGCCAGACGGAAUGCUAAGGGGACGAUGCGGGACGCCUGGAUUCGUGGCACCAGAGAUCCUUUGCGCAGGCAAAGGUGAAGCCUACCCAUGCGGCGUGGAUAUGUUUUCUGCGGGCGUUGUGGCAUACACGAUGUUGUGCGGCUAUGAGCCUUUUUUCGGUGUGAAUGACGAGGAGCUCAUUCAGAUGAACAAGCGGGUGGACUACGAGUUUGAAGAACCGGAAUGGGCUAACAUUUCGGACGACGCAAAGGACAUGAUAUCUCGUAUGAUGGAAAAAGACCCGUAUCAGCGGGUGACGCCGAAGGAGGUGCUGAAGCAUCCGUUCUUGUACGAAGCGAACGGUGUGCUGGAGGAACUAUUCCGGGAGCAAGAACCGAUCACCCCGGCCCGACUGCUAUGA